CUAUUAUUAUAUUUAAAUUGUUGUGUUUCUAACCAUUUGUUAAAAAAAUGUUUCCCAAUCCAAUAUGUGAACCAUUUACAAAUCUACCACAAAAAUUUGACAUUGAUAAAAUUGCUGAAGAAUUUAAGCCGAAGCAUCUAGAGAAGAGUGUAGAGAAAAUCAAGACUCCGCGUGAUUUUCUUAAUGAGCCGGACAAUAGUUGGACCGUCUUACCUAUCUUUAAGUAUCAUUUGGAACAUUUAAAGCCAUUGCUCUCGGUCCGCACAAAUCCUUAUAUGCGUUGUCGUUAUGUAGAGUUUCUCGACAAUGUACCCAAUCGUUAUGUUAACAUUGUAGUUUAUGGAACCGAUUUUAACAACAUGCCGAAGCCAAGACGUAAAUCGUUAAACGGCCAAUUUUAUGGUGUUGAUUAUAAGCUGGCGCCCAUUCCUGUAGAGCCUGCAAGCUUUAGCUAUUCAGCGUCCAAGUCAGCUAAGGCUAAACAUGAAACCAAGUAGUUAAAGGGAAAAUUAAAAGUACG
Messenger RNA from Drosophila busckii, 520 nucleotides. RefSeq lists its product as uncharacterized. The record is from RefSeq and is a predicted model, not a curated record. The coding region runs from base 48 to 497 and encodes 149 amino acids. The transcript is spliced from 2 exons. NCBI's taxonomy places the organism in Eukaryota, Metazoa, Arthropoda, Insecta, Diptera, Drosophilidae.